AUGUCCCUCACCCAACGUGCUACCGACAUCUGGCAAUCCGCCUCACAAUUAACUACAAAAAACAAUGUCAUUAUCGCCGGGGUGUCCGUUGUAUCUAUCUCCAUCGCUGUUAGAUGGUAUCGUAGACGAUAUAACGAUAGCGCUCCUCCAGGCUACAAAGGCCGAAAGGACUUACCCUACCCCCCUGGUCUCCCAGUGUUAGGAAAUGCUCUCCAGUUAUCGAUCAGCAAAAUAAUUGCGAACUUCGAAAACUGGGCAUGGGAAUACGGUACAGAAUAUAAAGCUUAUGUUGGUCCGUUCCCCAUCGUCGUCCUCUCGUCCACCACUGCUAUUGAUCAGGUCUUCAAGGAACGACCAUAUAACAUCCGUCGCUCCGCCAAUACAGAAAAACUCUUUGAGGACUGCAACAUCCCCGGGUUGUUCUCAAUGGAAGGUGAGCGCUGGAGGCAUAGUCGUAACUGGAUGGCUCCUCAGUUGACUCAAGCAAAGACCAACAAAGCUGGCCCUGUGAUGACAAAGCACGUGGUCAGUUUGAGAACAGCAUUACAAGAAAUUUCAAAGACCAUGGAAGAGCUCAACGAGAAAUUCUACCCAAGUAUCACUUCACAGGAGAGUAGCCAUCAAACCAACGUCUUCUAUAACCCCAAGGAUCUUAAAAUCGAUAUUACGCCGUUCCGCGAGUACGCUUUUUCCGUCAUGAUUGACUUUGCCUUUGCUCACGAGAACAACACCCAUUUCUCGCCUACAUUGUUCCAAGAUCUCAAAAUCGUGUUUGACGUCAUCCGUCGUCGCGCCAUCACACCUAUCCCUUUAUACAAAUAUGGCAUACGCGACUCCAUGGAUCGAAAAUAUGACCGAACCAUCACUGAUCUCAAGAACUCUAUUAAGCGAAUUAUCGAGGAAUACACACCUGAAGAAUUCAAGCAAAACGAAGAUAAGAUGAGCACUAUGCUGGAGUCGCUGUAUAUCGCCGCACAAGAAGAAGAGAAUGAAAAAAGCAAUCUGAAAACGGCCACCAAGGCUGCCAAGCGUGUCACCAUCGACGACAUUGUUGGAAACCUCAUCACAGCCAUUGUUGCAGGUUAUGACACUACCUCUAAUUCUUUGUACAAUAUCGCCUACAUGCUAGCCUGUAAUCCAGAGGCUCAGAAGAAGCUACAGGAGGAAGCGGAUAGCAUAUUUGGUCCACCCGAGAAAAGGGCCACUAUGUCGGCAGAAGAGCUGUCUGCAGUGUUUAAUGACGAUUACAUAAAGCAAUUUCCCUACACCAAUGCGGUCAUUCAAGAAACCAAUCGUCUUUUACCUGUCGCUUCUCUGUUGGACGGACAGUUGACAAAGGACUUGGUUAUUGACGGUCAUUACUACAGAAAGAAGACCGUCUUUAUUGCUCUGACCAGAGUAGCAGCUCUACGUUCAUGUCCCACGCCAGACCCUUUCAAGUUUAAGCCGGAACGAUGGAUUGAAUGCACUCCAGAGGAACGUCGACUCCAUGACAAGAUGGCCUGGGGAUUUGGCGGCGGUCCAAGAGUGUGUCCUGGCAGACAUUUGGCAACCAUGGAAUUGGUUAUUGCGUUGGUGGCGGUGUUCACUUUAUUUGAUAUCCAACCAAUUGAAAAGCCCUGGACUGCCCCUCACGCCGUAGAGGCUAAUCCUACUACAUCUUUACUCGAUAAUGUUCAUCUUCGUUAUAUUCCAAGAUAUUAG
Messenger RNA from Umbelopsis ramanniana AG, 1704 nucleotides. RefSeq lists its product as uncharacterized. The record is from RefSeq and is a predicted model, not a curated record. The transcript is spliced from 6 exons. NCBI's taxonomy places the organism in Eukaryota, Fungi, Mucoromycota, Umbelopsidomycetes, Umbelopsidales, Umbelopsidaceae. Gene Ontology annotation, molecular function: iron ion binding; monooxygenase activity; oxidoreductase activity, acting on paired donors, with incorporation or reduction of molecular oxygen. The coding region runs from base 1 to 1704 and encodes 567 amino acids.